Rhagoletis pomonella (apple maggot) is the source of this 561-nucleotide messenger RNA. RefSeq lists its product as uncharacterized. The record is from RefSeq and is a predicted model, not a curated record. The coding region runs from base 104 to 379 and encodes 91 amino acids. Gene Ontology annotation, cellular component: lysosome; cytoplasm; Ragulator complex. Gene Ontology annotation, molecular function: guanyl-nucleotide exchange factor activity. NCBI's taxonomy places the organism in Eukaryota, Metazoa, Arthropoda, Insecta, Diptera, Tephritidae. Gene Ontology annotation, biological process: positive regulation of TORC1 signaling; cellular response to amino acid stimulus. The transcript has 4 exons.
UAAUCGGCUAAAACAAAGUAGCAUCAGCUGAUUGGACUUCUUUGUUUACGUUUAUCUCAGGCCAUAGUUGUAGAAUUCUGCUAUAUAUAAAAAUAAUUAAAUAAUGGAACAACCAUUGGAGAAAGUGCUUACUGAAUUUGCUUCUCAGCCGGAAACAGUGGGUGUGCUGCUGGCUAAUCGUCAAGGCCUAUGUUUGGGAGCAAAAGGGAAAAUAAAUCCUAACAUGUCGGGAAUUGGUAUGGCCAUCUCAGAACAGGCGUGCAAACUGGAACCAAAUUUAAACCCACCAGCCAUUUACCUGUACAGUGGGAACAAGCGAUGCAUCAUAAAAAAGGACGGAGAAUUGACCGGUGUUAUUUACAAACAGAAACCUAAUUGAAUGCAAUGUCUAAGGCGCUGGUGCAGUGCCCUUUUGAUCAUUCAACGAGAUAAACCACAAGUGCAUGUGUAACCUGUAGAUAUAAAUUACAUAAAAGCCAAUCUUCCUGGAGUUUAUUCAUAAAACUGUCGCUUUGUGCAAAAUUCAUAGUACAUACAUAAAUAUAAAUAUUUCUUUAUGUU